AUGGCUAGCAUGGCAGUGCAGCUCCUGGGAUUUUUCCUUGGCCUUCUGGGAUUGAUCGGGGCGGUCGUCGCCACCAUCAUGCCGCACUGGCGUCGCACGGCCUACGUGGGAUCCAACAUCAUCACGGCCACGUCCUACAUGAAGGGACUUUGGAUGGAGUGUGUCACGCACAGCACGGGGAUAUACCAGUGUGAGUUACAUCGCUCCCUUUUGGCCUUACCGCAGGACUUACAGGCGGCCCGAGCUCUCAUGGUGCUCUCCUGCGUCACCUCCACCCUCGCCUCCCUCGUGGCUUCGGUCGGGAUGAAGUGCACCCGCUGUGCCCGUAAUUCGCCCACCAAGAACGCCCUGGCCAUGAGCGGAGGGGUGUGUUUCGUUUCCGCCGGCCUCCUGUGCCUGAUCACCGUGUCGUGGACGACCAGCGACGUCGUGCGAGAGUUCUACAACCCCCUGCUCCCCAGCGGGAUGAAGUACGAGAUAGGCCUCGCCGUCUACGUUGGCUUCGUCUCCGGCUGCCUCAGCGUCGUCGGAGGGGUCGUGCUCUGCUUGGCGUGCGGGGGCUCGCGGCACCGUCGCCCACGGCAACCGCAAGCCCUGAACGCUCUCCCGCAUCCUGCCCCCGCUUACCAAGCGCACCCGGCCUACAAGGGCAAUCAUUCACCUUCACGAACGUCUGCUUCCAGCAGUGGGUACAGGCUGAAUGAUUACGUCUGA
Molecule: messenger RNA, 714 nt
Organism: Chanos chanos (milkfish)
Lineage: Eukaryota; Metazoa; Chordata; Actinopteri; Gonorynchiformes; Chanidae
Product: claudin-14-like
Exons: 1
Coding region: 1-714 (237 amino acids)
Cellular component (GO): membrane; bicellular tight junction
Molecular function (GO): structural molecule activity
Source: RefSeq, a predicted model, not a curated record